This is a messenger RNA of Cuscuta campestris, 3215 nucleotides long. The record is from the annotation of a GenBank genome assembly. Lineage: Eukaryota; Viridiplantae; Streptophyta; Magnoliopsida; Solanales; Convolvulaceae.
ACCGAGUAUAUAUUAUCCAUAUAUUAUCACACCUCCCAAAUCUCCAUUAUAUUAUAUCCCUUCCACCAUACACUACAAAUUAAAUUAAACAUGUUGUAAUGAUAAUAUUAAACAAUAUGGCUCUUCUUCACCAAGCAACAACUUUCCUCAUCCUCCUCUUCCUAUUCUCCUCGUCUCAUGCAACCUUAGACGGAGACUAUGAUAAACAGUCCGAGUUCUUCGCUCUGAUGAACGAAUCCCUCACCGGAGACAGCAUGAUGCAUUGGUGGCGGGGUGGCAAGACCGCCGCCGUGUGUGACUACGGGGGAGUUGGCUGCGACGGAAAAGGGCGCGUCGUGGAACUCGACGUCUCCGAUUGGUCGUUGUCCGGCGAACUCCCCGACGAUCCGUGCUCUUAUCUACCGGAGUUGAGAAUCCUCCGGCUCGGCCGCAACGACUUCCGGGGAGAGUUCAUCCCGAGCAUCGCCAACUGCUCUUUCUUGGAAGAGCUCAACGUGAGCGGAGCGUAUCUCCGAGGGCCGUUGCCCGACUUCUCGCGUCUUCGGGCUCUGAGGUCGCUCGACCUCUCCUACAAUCUCUUUGGGGGUGAUUUCCCCGUGUCCUCGGUCAUGAACCUCAGUAAUCUAGAGUUCUUGAACAUCAACGAGAACACGGGGUUCAACCCGUGGGAAAUGCCUGAGAGCAUUUCCCAGCUGAGGAAACUCAGGCAUGCGAUUCUCACGAGCUGCAUGUUGGGAGGAAGAAUCCCCUCGGAGAUUGCGAACCUCACGUCCCUCGUGGAUCUUGAAUUGAGCGGGAACUCCCUCGUGGGAAGUAUACCCCCCGAGCUCGGAAACCUGAAAAGCUUGGAGCUUCUCGAGCUUUACUACAACCAGCUCGAGGGCGAUAUACCUGAGGCGCUUGGGAACCUCACUCGACUCCAGGAUUUAGAUUUGUCCGUCAACGCGUUAACGGGGAAAAUCCCAGAUUCGGUAUGCUUGCUUCCGAGACUAGAGUCUCUACAAGUUUACAAUAACUCUCUCUCGGGAGACUUCCCGAUUUCUCUCGCGAACUCUACCACUUUGAGAAUCUUGUCCCUUUACACCAACCGCUUGACGGGUGUCGUGCCUCAGCACUUCGGGGCAUUUUCUGCCCUCGGAGCCCUAGACUUGUCGGAGAAUGAAAUCUCGGGAGAGUUACCCCCGCAGUUGUGUUCGCGGGGGAAGUUGAAAUACAUCCUCCUACUCCAGAACAAGUUCUCUGGAACUAUUCCAGAGAGCUACGGAGGAUGUUGGACGCUUGUCCGGUUCAGAGUCAAUAACAACCAUUUGGUUGGAGAGAUACCGGAAGGGAUACUCGGCCUUCCACAGGCUUCCAUCGUCGAUGUGAGUUACAAUCACUUGACAGGUCCAAUCUCGAGAACGAUUGCAAAUGCUAAGAACCUGUCACAACUAUUGCUCCAAGGUAACAACAUUUCGGGCACGCUAGUGCCCGAAAUUGGAGGAGCAAUCAAUCUCGUGAAGAUUGAUUUGAGCAACAACCGCUUGUCAGGGCCAAUACCCCGAGAAAUCGGGAACCUCAAAAGGCUCAACGUGUUGUUUCUACAAGGAAACGAGCUCAACUCUUCCAUUCCUGACUCGCUAUCUUCGCUUCCUACACUAAACGAUCUCGACCUCUCUCGCAAUCUUCUGACCGGAGAAAUCCCCGCGAGCCUCGUCCGACUACUACCAAACACCAUGAACUUCUCAAACAACAUGCUCUCGGGUCCUAUACCGAUCCCCUUCGUAAAGAGCGGGUUGCGCGAGAGCUUCUCGGGAAACCCUUCUCUAUGCCUUCUAGAGCCCUUUUUAAACUCAUCAUACACGAACCUCUCGCUCUGCGCAAAUGCCCGUCAUCUAGCCAAAAGGAAGAGGACAAUCGCGCUCUUUUGGAUCGUCGGGGUUUCUGCAAUGAUUACCCUGCUCGGAACCGUCUUGCUCGUGAAGCAAUGGCGGGAAAACCGAAAGGAGAGGGGCACGCAAUCGGAAACCUUAUACGAAGUCAAGAGCUUCCACCGGGUGAGCUUCGAACCACGAGAAAUCUUCGAAGGCAUGGUGGAUAAGAACAUAGUGGGCCACGGAGGGUCCGGGACCGUCUACAGGGUCGAAAUGAGCACGGGAGAGGCAGUCGCAGUGAAGAAGGUGUGGAACCACAGGGGAAAAAGUCAUUGUCGGGAGAAACAGGAGGACAAAGAGGUCGAGACGCUAGGAAACAUCAGGCACAAGAACAUCGUGAAGCUAUAUUGCUACUACACGAGUCGGAAGUCGAGGUUGUUGGUCUAUGAGUACAUGAGGAAUGGGAAUCUGUGGGAUGCCCUUCACAGGGGAAAGAUCCUCAUCCAAUGGCCGACGCGUUACGGGAUCGCCCUCGGCGUGGCGCAGGGCCUCGCCUACCUCCACCACCAACUUCUCCGGCCGAUCAUCCACCGGGACAUAAAAUCAACAAACAUUCUUCUUGAUGGUGAUUACCUUCCCAAAGUUGCAGACUUUGGGAUUGCCAAAGUUUUGCAGGCAAGAGGAGGGAGAGAUUCGUCCUCCACAACUCUUAUUGCAGGAACAUAUGGUUACUUGGCCCCAGAAUGUGCAUAUUCUUCAAAGGCAAGCACCAAGUGCGACGUGUACAGCUUCGGUGUCGUUUUGUUGGAGCUCGUAACGGGAAAGGAAGCGGUGGAUAUAGAAUUCGGAGAGAACAAGAACAUAGUGCAAUGGAUUUCGACCAAGGUGGGAACCAAAGAAGAGGCCUUUGAGGUUCUGGACAGGCGUGUGGCGGGCGCCUUUGGGGAGGACAUGAUGAAGGUCCUCCGGGUCGCCGUACAUUGCACGCGUAGGACGCCUGCCCUACGCCCGACCAUGAACGACGUCGUCCAACAGCUCGUCGAGGCGGAUCCCUGCAAGUUCCAUUGUUGCCACUUCCCAAAUAAGAGCAAAGACUUGGAAGAUUGUCAUCCAGCCAAAGGAUAUGGUGUGUGUGAUGGCGUGUAAUGGCCUCAUGGGGAGAGUUUUUUUUGGAAGUAUGCAAUGAUAGCCUUACUUGAAUUCAAAAAUAAGUUCCAUUUUUCAUGUUAUCCUUUUGUGUUUGAUAUGGACAAAAGAACUCUCACUCUGUUUGAGAUGAUGGAUGUAUAUAUAUAUUUAUAUAUUAUCAGACAAUUGAAACCAAAAAAUUUUAUCUUAGAAGAAAAAAAGAGGGUUAUUUAG